Messenger RNA from Arachis ipaensis, 3176 nucleotides. NCBI's taxonomy places the organism in Eukaryota, Viridiplantae, Streptophyta, Magnoliopsida, Fabales, Fabaceae. The record is from RefSeq and is a predicted model, not a curated record.
UUGCGGCCCCCGUUUGAUACAGAAGAUGCAAAGGGAAGGCUCGUGCACGUACAACUCCGUCGAAGACGUAACGGAGCAGUAAGAUUGGAGGAAGGAGAUCCUUCAAUCCAGGACAAUUACACCACGAUGACUGUACCAUGGUCCGUAACGGCGUUCCCACACCCUGUUCAACAGGCUCACAUCCCUAUGUAUAUAAAAGCGUGUUACACUGGUAGGGAGAUCACGCAUCUGCGGUUGCGUUCCCAAGGAUGGGAUUAGGUCGGAUGUGAUGUGAUUGACAGAUCUUGGCGGGAAGCUUUGCUACGGGCAUGGUAAGUAGAAGAUUUCAGGUAUAAAAGACCAAAAUGUCCCUGCAAUGCACCCGUGACCUUCUUGGUUAUUGGCAUCAGGCCGUAGAUGCUACACGUGGUUUUAAGAUAUUCCACUUCGUAUUUUUAAUGGGAAGAUAACUUCGCUGAGGGAAUUAGAGAACUGAGUCCCAGGGCUGGCAUACGAAAUAUAGUUCCACUGUCUACCUACAGCAAUAUCAAUGCAUGUGAACUUGGACAACUGGGUAAGAUUCAUCUCCUCGCGAAGGACCAGGCACAACUAGAGUAGUCAACCUGAUUGCCCCCCAAUAGGGAAUCUCUGACGGCUAACAGGUUGGGAUACGGUCCACUUCCCGUAACAAUUCGUCAGGGCACAUGUUCUCGCAGAGGGAAGAUGGUGAUUCGAAGCAUAGCCCCGCGUUCUGCAAAGGGGUUGGGGUCUUAAAUCGUUCUUCACGGAGGCGUGGAACAAGCAACAGAGUAAGAAGGUCACUGUCAAAGUUUGGCUUCUCCGAACCUCCACUUACUGUUCGUCCUUGGUCGCAUAAUCAGUCUGAUUCGACGCGUUCCUGCGCGAGGCAAGAAACCCCAUCCCACACCAAGAGCUUACCUUGCCAAACUGAUGUCGAUCCAGGUUUGUUCGUUGCCCGUACUGGAUCCUCAUGCGCCCUUGCUGCAAAGGAUUGCAGCCCAAUCGCCCUCAGUGUUGUCACCAGCGUAUCUGGCCUAAAUAAAGAAAUUCGAAGGCUCACCAAAUGCAUAUGCCGACACAACGAGGUCGUGGCCGAUUUUCGGAAGGCGCUGACAACGUUGGCGAAGAUUCAAAAUAUGGAGCAACAAUGUGACCAUGGAAGGAGAUUUAGGUGCCCGUGUUGGAGUGGGAUUCCGUCAAAGCGGCGGCUACGAACGGAGGAUUUUGAAGCUGACGAUCCUAUUGCUCAGGAGACGGACCGGUCGCAGCACCAUGAUCCGAGCUAUGCGCCGACACUAGAUGGAAAGUUUAUCAUGGAUCACAUGCCAUUCAGGUCGAAGAAAUUGAAGAGAGCACCUCGCACUCGACAAACCGCCCGAGACAAGUCGCAGACGAAAAAAAACCCUAACAUGGUCGAUCUUACUGGUGAAAGAGGUCGGCAGAGUGGACAUCCUCGGCGUCCCCGUAGCAAGUCGCCGGGCCGCUCUAACUGUAUACAGAAGCACUACAAUUACCUUGCCCCGGUUGGCAGCGAUGGAGCUGUGCACGAGUCAGCUCUGCUAUGCAUGGUUGCGGAUAAGAUCCCCAAGGCCUUUAACCUAGCAUUCGUACCAACCCGGAGUAUGGACCUCGCUGGGGUUGAGCUUGCUGUUGCUACAUACAUCUUCAGCAAGGAUCUUCCGAAGAGUGAAAUUCUGGCUGACGUUGGUCAUUGUGUUGCGGAUAGGACAGCAUUAUUAACACUUGGCCCGAAUGAAAGAGUUAUGGAUGACGUCAUUACUAUCGUGGCAACGAUGUUGUCGAAGACCUCCAGCCAGCACCAGUGGUUCAUGCCGACUAUGAUCAUGCAAGAUGCACUCCAAGGAACGAGUAUGACGCAGGCUAACAUAGAUGCUGUUGUGAGCAAGCAUAUGAGGUGCAAGGUCGACAAGGUUACCGAGUGACAGAUCUUUCAACCAAUGUGGACGGACGGACACUGAUUCUUGAUGGUUGUGGAUGUUCUCCGACAGAGGCUGAUGUACUUCAACUUUUUCAAGUGUACAACGGAGACCGAGGCAAGAAACUUGCUAUGACGCAAGUCGUAAGUCUCGUCACUUUUUACCGUACUCUGCAUGUUUAUACUUCUUACGUAGGUUAUCUCCUUUUACCAUAUAAUUCUUCUUAGGUAUGGACUGCGUACUGUGUGCAAUUAAAAACCCGGUUUCUCUAUGUACUUGUCAGAUUGCUGGAUGCAUCUCUCUGGUUUUUAUAUGGUAGCCUUGUUAACGUUACUGGGUUAAUUAAAUGAAAUAGUGACAUGGUAAUAGAAAUGCAGAUUGCCAGGUAUUAGAAAUCCCGUCGAAUCUGACCGUGCCACCAAUAAUAGGCUUAACUGGUUAAGUCCAAUUUCGGGGCCUUUGACAUGAUUUAAUUACUUAUCCUGGUUGCACGAAAUCGAUUAUGUAUAGGUUUGAUUUUUUUUUGGGAAAUAUAUCGUGAGCUGCUAUCGUAGAACUCGUUUCUUAAGCAGGCACUGCAUUUGGAGUCGCUAACAAUUGGCCCCAAGUGGCUAUCGAAGAGCACCGCUGAAAGACCACGUUUCUCGUCUUACCCGUUCGAGGAGCCCCUCGUGCCCCAGCAACAUAGGAAAUCGAUGGACUGCGGUGUAUGGGUCUUGCAAUGGAUGAUUAGGGGAGCUCUUUGGGCUAUACACAACGUGACGGCAGUAAACGACCAGACUAGGAUGCGAAUAGCACUUGAUCUUGUAUUGAGAUUACACAAUGCAAAGGCAAUCGACAUCGUCAAAAAGGCUAUGAGUUUCUGGAGCAAGAAGGUUGCGUCUUCGCGACGACGACGGCAACGAUAGCCACAUACGCUGGGAAGAACAUAUAAGUCUCGGUUGAGGGGACUUACGUAUCAUUUUUUGUUUUUUGGUUUCCGUCCUCCCCCGAUCAGAAAAUACACCUGGUCAUGAUGGACAUCGACACCUACUGCGUCGUUUACAUGCGCACCGGUUUUAUGUUAUUUUUUGUCAUUUUGUUAUAGUAGAUAGGAAUUUCACCCUUAUUCCGCGUGGGUCACCAUGGCAGUUGAUACGCAUAGUAUUGAUACGAAUAGUAAGAACAAGAGGAGUCGCCAUGCAAACUCGGUAUAACUAUUUAUGGGGUAUGAAACCAGUUUCAGAAGUUGGAAACUCA